UCGAACCACUAAUAUUCAGCAGAUAACACGUCCUGGUCCAACACUAACCAAUCCCCUCUGGCCCUCUCUCUCAUUUGUUCUCGAAUUUCAGUCUUUAAAAAUAAUUUUUUUCUUUCAAUCUUAUAAGUUCUUUCCGUAGUUAAUUCCAUCAAAUAUUUAGUUUGAUCCACAUGGGCUCAAACUUGUGCUGCUCUCGCCAUCCAGAUACCUAUGAAAGUACCACGGGCAACAACGGUGACCGUAGCUUGCCAACAGGCGAUGACAAAUUUCUAUCGGACGCAAGCACGUUCUCCGUGAAGGAGCAAGAGAGUCAGCUUAAGGCAGCGAGAUUGGAGGAGCAAAGACUUGGCCGUGAAGCAGAGAAAGUCAACUCAUGGGUCAAACAUGAAUCAGCCAGUAAUCAUGCUUACCGUUACCGUUAUCCAAAUAGUCGUCGUCAAGGUCGUUCAUGAGCUCCCAUGUGUUAAUCACUGAGUCAGG
Molecule: messenger RNA, 480 nt
Organism: Brassica oleracea var. oleracea
Lineage: Eukaryota; Viridiplantae; Streptophyta; Magnoliopsida; Brassicales; Brassicaceae
Exons: 2
Coding region: 171-452 (93 amino acids)
Source: RefSeq, a predicted model, not a curated record